Molecule: messenger RNA, 1292 nt
Organism: Pelagomonas calceolata
Lineage: Eukaryota; Pelagophyceae; Pelagomonadales; Pelagomonadaceae
Source: the annotation of a GenBank genome assembly
CAAAUGACGCGUUGCAACAGUGGGCUAAGUGCGAUCGAAGUCAUCGCAUUGGCACUGCACGCUGCGUUACAAGUGGGCACGUCGCCAUCCGUUCGCCAGACUUGCUGAGAGGCGCUCGACACGCCCCUUGCAGCUGGCAGCUUCGAACUGCAGCUCGUUUGUCCCGAGCGUCCGGGGCGCGGACACAAGCAGAUGAGCAGCCUCGACCUCGAGCGGCUCAUGGCCGACCUUAUCCCGAAGCUCACGCCGACGAAGCGCCGCGAGCUACGCUACCUCGUGAGGGGGCUGAGGACGCGGAAGGAGAUCGGCGGGAUCCCGUCGGUGAGCGCCGCGCUCGUGGCGCGGGCGCCGGCGCUCGUUGGCGCGCAUCUAUGGCGUGCGUGCAUAGACAAGCAGCGGCGCGAGCCCGAGCCCCGGCCGGCGUUCCUCAACGACGUGCCCGACGACGUCUUUAAAAUUAUCGCGCGCUUUGCCGCGGCGGCGAAGGCGACGCGCGACGCGCCGGACGGUCUGCGGGCGCUCUUCCUCUCGCACCGGCGCGGCCGCAACGUCGCCCCGUGGCGCGAGGCGCUGCGCGACGUCGGCGUGUCUUUCAGGGCGGGCGUCAGGACGCGCCACGUGAGGCGCGUGUACCUACAUUUGGGCCGCGCGCGGCUCCUGUGGGAAGGCGCGGCGCGGCCCACGGAGGAGACGGGCCUCGCGGCCUUGCUGGCGCGGGGGCUCCGGACGGACACCAUCUUCCCCAUUAAUCACAAGAAAUGCCACUUCACCGGCCUCGACAUGACGUACCUGAACUCGCGGCGCAUCAAGGGCCCGAAGCUCUGGCGCGACCCCGUGCCGUGGCGCCGCUACCACCGGGCGUUCUUCGAGUUCGGCGGCGACAGGUGGGACAUCCGCCUCGAGCGGAAGCGCCUCAUGCGGCUGCGCUGCAUGCGCGAGAACACGGGGUCCAGCAGCGACGAGGCCGACUUCGACGACGACGACGACGAGCUGUGCCUCACAGUGCAGAAGAUGCCCUUCGAGGCGUGCCGGCCGACGUGCAACUGCGCCUACGACUUCCCGCUGCGCGUCGCCGUCCUCGGAUCGACGGGCCGUUGGGAGCACCGCAUGGAGUGGAACGCCGUGUCGGGCUGCUGGUUCUCGCGGGGCCUCGGCGGAUGGGACGAGUGGGUCCGCGCCGUCGACAAGGCGGAGGCGGUCGGGUCGGAGGAGCCCGUCCGCCUGCUCGUGACGGCGCCGGAGGACUCCGGUUUCGCCCCGCCCCCGUUUCGAAUAACAAGUUAAGGGAUGAG